Cuscuta epithymum is the source of this 4243-nucleotide messenger RNA. Lineage: Eukaryota; Viridiplantae; Streptophyta; Magnoliopsida; Solanales; Convolvulaceae. The record is from the annotation of a GenBank genome assembly.
GAGAAACGUAUAUCUAUUGUAUUCUACUCCUUCCAUCUAUACUUUCUUUCUUUCAGCCCUCGCCAUUCUGGGCAAUCCCCAAUAUACCCCUUUCCCCAUCGGGAACCCAAGAGAAGAAAGAAGCCCACAGCCUUCCUUCUAUUCCCCAACUUCGUUCUGCAUAACCCCGCCUCUCUAUCAAUUUUCCUGCCGAAGAGUUAAAUUUAUUGAUUCAUUCUUUUCCAUCUGUCGCCGGCAGUUGUUGAUCGGCAGGUCACUCUACCUUCAACCAUGACCAUGUUGAAUCCUCAGCCGUUAGAUCAGGAAGAGGAGGAGAUGCUUGUGCCACACUCUGAUUUAGUGGAAGGUCCUCAGCUUCCAGUAGAAGGCCCUCAGCCAAUGGAAGUGACACCAGCAGAGAAUGCUACUGCGGAAAACCAAGCUGUGGAUGAGCCGCAGCUUUCACGCUUUACAUGGAAAAUUGAGAAUUUUUCUAGGUUGACUGCAAAGAAGCUAUACUCUGAAACUUUCACCGUGGGUGGUUAUAAAUGGCGAGUGCUUAUAUUUCCUAAAGGAAACAAUGUGGACUGUUUGUCUAUGUACUUGGAUGUGGCAGAGUCAGCUAAUCUGCCUUAUGGGUGGUGUAGAUAUGCCCAGUUUAGCUUGGCUGUUGUGAAUCAAUUAAAUUCCAAGUGUACCGUCAAAAAGGAGGCACAACACCAAUUUAACCAACGAGAGAGUGACUGGGGUUUUACAUCUUUCAUGCAUCUCAAUGAGAUUUAUGACCCUCACAAGGGUUAUCUUGUGAAUGAUACCGUUGUGAUUGAAGCUGAUGUUGUAGUGCGUAAGGUGAUUGAUUAUUGGACAUAUGACUCAAAAAAAGAGACUGGUUAUGUUGGGCUUAAGAACCAAGGAGCAACAUGUUACAUGAACUCUCUGCUACAAACUUUAUAUCAUAUUCCUUACUUUCGAAAGGCUGUUUAUCAUAUGCCAACUACAGAGAAUGAUAUGCCCUCUGGAAGCAUUCCUUUGGCACUGCAGAGUUUAUUUUAUAAACUUCAGUAUAGCGAUACUAGUGUGGCAACAAAAGAAUUGACAAAGUCAUUUGGAUGGGACACUUAUGAUUCUUUCAUGCAGCAUGAUGUGCAAGAACUUAAUCGAGUAUUGUGUGAAAAGCUUGAAGAUAAGAUGAAGGGUACAGUUGUGGAAGGGACAAUACAAAAGUUAUUUGAAGGGCAUCAUAUGAAUUACAUUGAGUGCAUAAAUGUGGACUUCAAAUCAACAAGGAAAGAAUCAUUUUAUGAUCUUCAACUUGAUGUCAAGGGCUGUCGUGACGUUUAUGCUUCCUUUGACAAAUACGUUGAAGUCGAACGUCUUGAGGGUGAUAACAAGUACCAUGCUGAAGAACAUGGUUUGCAGGAUGCUAAAAAGGGUGUAUUGUUCAUUGACUUCCCUCCAGUUCUGCAGCUUCAGUUAAAGCGGUUUGAAUAUGAUUUCAUGCGAGAUACUAUGGUUAAGAUAAAUGACCGCUAUGAAUUUCCGCUGGAGCUUGAUCUUGAUAGAGAGGAUGGAAAAUAUUUGUCUCCUGAUGCUGAUAGGAGUGUUCGCAACCUCUAUACUCUUCAUAGUGUGUUGGUUCAUAGUGGUGGUGUGCACGGUGGGCACUAUUAUGCUUUCAUUAGGCCUACACUAUCUGAUCAAUGGUACAAAUUUGAUGAUGAACGGGUCACCAAAGAAGACCUGAAAAAGGCUUUAGAAGAACAGUAUGGGGGAGAGGAAGAGUUGCCACAGACAAAUCCCGGGUUCAACAACACUCCAUUUAAAUUUACAAAAUACUCGAAUGCUUACAUGCUCGUUUAUAUACGUGACACUGACAAGGAUAAGAUAAUCUGUGAUGUUGAUGAGAAGGAUAUUGCUGAGCAUCUUAGGAUAAGGUUGAAGAAAGAACAAGAAGAGAAGGAAGAUAAGAGGAGAUAUAAAGCCCAAGCCCACCUUUAUACCAUUAUCAAGGUUGCCCGCGAUGAGGAUCUUAGAGAACAGAUUGGUAAGGAGAUCUAUUUUGAUCUAAUUGAUCAUGAAAAGGUUCAUAGCUUCCGUAUCCAGAAACAAAUGCCUUUUAAUCUUUUCAAGGAGGAAGUUGCCAAAGAAUUUGGCAUACCUGUACAGUUUCAACGUUUUUGGAUUUGGGCAAAGCGGCAAAAUCACACUUAUCGUCCCAAUCGCCCAUUGACUCAACAAGAGGAAUUACAGACAGUAGGGCAGUUGAGAGAAGUCUCUAACAAGACAAGUGCUGCAGACCUUAAGUUAUUUUUGGAAGUGGAGUAUGGACCGGAUCUACGUCCCAUUCCUCUACCUGACAAAAGCAAAGAAGACAUACUUCUUUUCUUUAAGCUUUAUGAUCCUGAAAAAGAAGAAUUUCGGUACGUGGGUCGGUUUUUUGUGAAGAGUACUACUAAACCAAUUGAAAUAUUGGCAAAACUGAAUGAACUAGCUGGAUUUGCUCCUGAUCAAGAAAUUGAACUUUUUGAGGAAAUUAAAUUUGAGCCUACCGUCAUGUGUGAACGCCUUGACAAAAGGGUUUCAUUUCGCUUCAGCCAGAUUGAAGAUGGUGAUAUUAUAUGCUUUCAAAAGCGGUCUAUCUCUGAAAUUGAGCGUGUCAGAUAUCCGCUUGUCCCUGCAUUUUUGGAAUAUGUUAAAAACCGCCAGGUUGUACAUUUUCGGGCUCUUGAAAGGCCGAAGGAGGAUGAUUUUUGUUUGGAGUUAGCAAAAAAUCACAAUUAUGGAGAAGUUGUAGAUAGAGUGGCUCAGCACCUUGGUUUGGAUGAUUCAUCCAAAAUUAGACUUACUCCUCACAAUUGUUAUUCUCAGCAACCCAAGCCCAAUCCAAUCAAGUAUCAGGGAGUUGAUCACUUGGUCGACAUGCUUAUUCACUACAACCAGAUUUCUGAUAUAUUGUAUUAUGAAGUUCUUGAUAUCCCUCUGCCAGAGCUACAGUGUCUCAAGACACUGAAAGUUGCAUUUCAUCAGGCCACAAAGGAUGAGGUUGUAAUUAUCAAUGUUAGGCUGCCAAAACAGAGUACUGUUGGAGAUGUGCUUAAUGAAAUUAAAACCAAGGUUGAGCUGUCCCAUCCAAAUGCUGAACUUAGAUUGCUUGAAGUCUUCUAUCACAAGAUAUAUAAGAUCUUUCCAUCCAAUGAAAAAAUCGAGAACAUAAAUGAUCAGUACUGGACGCUACGUGCUGAAGAGAUACCUGAAGAAGAGAAAAAUAUUGGCCCUCAUGAUCGCCUAAUUCAUGUUUACCAUUUCACAAAAGAGACAUCUCAGAAUCAAUUGCAAGUUCAAAACUUUGGAGAACCCUUCUUUUUGGUAAUCCAUGAAGGCGAAACAUUAGCUGAGAUUAAAGCUCGUAUUCAAAAGAAAUUGCAUGUUAAUGAAGAGGAGUUUUCCAAGUGGAAGUUUGCAUUUUUGUCAUUAGGACGCCCAGAAUAUCUUCAGGAUUCUGACAUUGUGUCCAGCCGUUUCCAGAGGCGAGAUGUUUAUGGUGCUUGGGAGCAGUACCUUGGUCUUGAACACUCUGAUAAUACUCCAAAGAGGACUUAUGCUGCUAGUCAGAACCGUCACACUUAUGAAAAGCCAGUUAAGAUCUACAACUAAAGAUAGAAGCAGUUCUAGAGUUUGUGUGAACAUAUGCCAGGAGCACCACAAUAUGUACUGGGAAACUUGAGGCAGGGGAGUAGAGUCGGAGUAGUUGUUACCAGUUUCCCUUUCUGGUGUUUGUAACAUUCUUCCUUCACCUUUUCUUUUCUUUUUCCCUUUUAAUGGUGUUUUCACUGAACUGUUCCCCCCUCCCACUAGCUAGCUACUCGUUGCUUUGGUAGGCCGAACAUGAAUCAUUGGGCGGUGACGUGGAGUGUUUUUUCCCUCCCGUAUUGUAGUAUCUCGACAUAUACACCUGUUUUCAGUUUGUGUAUUCUUUGCAGCUGGUGGCUCCGCUGUAGAGCGAUCCCUCGAAUUUAUAGUUCGUGUCCAAGUCGUGCAUAGAAAGAUUUUGGUAUGAAGAAUGUAUAGUAUAUAUAAUAUAGUUGGCCGCAUUCUGAAUGCUCAUGUUUUCAUUUUUAGAAUUCCAUUCUAUUGAUUUGCCGACAGCAGCCAAUCUUGUAACAGAACGACCUUGUUUCUUGUGCUUGAUCGUAAUGCAUAAUUCCAUGUGUGUUUUUAUAUGGAAUUUGGAAAUGAAUUUAUUGCUUCAAAACUUCAACUCAAU